Molecule: messenger RNA, 1797 nt
Organism: Episyrphus balteatus (marmalade hoverfly)
Lineage: Eukaryota; Metazoa; Arthropoda; Insecta; Diptera; Syrphidae
Product: solute carrier family 22 member 3
Exons: 6
Coding region: 13-1797 (594 amino acids)
Biological process (GO): transmembrane transport
Molecular function (GO): transmembrane transporter activity
Source: RefSeq, a predicted model, not a curated record
UUCUAAAAAAGAAUGUCCCCAAGGCAAGAAGAUGUUAUUGGCCAGGUGAAUGGUGAUUUCGGUCGUUGGCAAUUGAGAACAAUCCUGCUGAUAUUUUUCUUAAAAAUUCCUUCCGCUUGGUUAAUGGCAGCAAUAAUAUAUACAGCGCCAUCUCCUCGAAAAGGGGAGUACUACUGUAAGCCACCGGAGGCCUUAAAAGAAAAUUUUACCAAAAAUUGGAUUAUGGUUCCACAUUCUGUUCAAGAAGGAACAAAUACAGAUCGCGAAUUUGACAUUGACAUGUGCCAUUUAUAUGAAAACACAAUACAAAACAAUUUUGCAGCAACGCAUUCUAACUAUUCAAAUCCGUUUAGAAAGCCUAAGGCUCAACAAAAGAUUAUACCAUGUGAACAUUUUCAGCACAAUUCAAAGUUUGAGAGCUUGGUGACGCAGUUUGAUUUAGUUUGUUCGCGACAAGUGCUUGUGAGUGUGUCACAGACAUUUCAUACAAUUGGAACUCUUGUCGGAGGGCUGAUAACCAAGAGUGCUUUAAAUCACAUUAGUCCUCGAAAACUGAUGCUGGUCGGAAUGGUUGGCCAGAUUAUUUGCGGAAAUCUAACAGGAAUGAUGCCAAAGUUCAGUUUGCAUGUGAUCUUUAGGCUUUUAACAUCAGCUUUUUGCUGUUUUAUGUAUACUACUGGACAAGUUAUACUUACAGACAUAACAGGUGGACAAGCUAAAGUAAUUGUGAGAUGCCUCUUUGAACUAUUUUGGUCAAUUGGCCUAAUUUUACUACCGGGAAUAUCAAUUUUUGUAGAUGAUUGGAGUCAAUUAUAUUAUGUGAUAUCAUCGUUCACUAUUUUUUUGCUGCUUCUAAAUAGAUGGAUUGCUGACUCACCUCGUUGGCUGGCAAAACAUGGAAAAUACGAUGAAGCACUUCAAGAACUUCUUGAAUCAGCAACAAUUAACAAUAAAAACAUUCCAGUAGACCUUGAAGAACAACUCAGGGAGUAUGGAUCGUUUAUAAAACAUGAUAAAUCUCUAUCUUAUUUAUGCAUUUGGGAUGAAACUACUAACUGGAAGUAUGUAUUAGCCUUGCAUUGGGCUUGGGUUUGGGCCAGUUUUCUGUACAACUCAAUGAUACUGGCUAUUCGACAAUUUGGAGUCGAUCAUAUUCAUAUUAAUACCGUUACUAUGGGUUUUGCAGAAAUGGUUGGUGUCAUACUUGGACUAUUUUUAAUUCUAUACACCAAAAGACAUUGGCUUUGGGCUGGAAUAUCUAUGAUUAGUACGGGAUUAUUGGCAUAUUUGAUUUGGUUAAUACCUUCAAAUCUUGGUGAAACUCAACGAAUCGGACUUGGCAUGAUACUGUGUUUGGGAAUCAAAGGUGCAAGUGCAGUAUCAAUGUCAGUUCUCACAACUUGUUCUGGAGAACUUGUUAGACGAAAUUGCAGACGAACUCUAAUGGCUUCAGUUGUAAUUCACAGUCGAUUUUGGCUUAUAUUUUCAUCGUUAUCAUCAGCAUUGAGUCUAAUUCAUAGUUUGGCACCACUGACAAUGUUUGCCUCAUUAGCUGUUUUAAAUGGACUUCUAAUGUGUUAUCUUAAUACUGAGUUUUGGAGUAAAGAACAGCAGGGUUCAGCUCGGGUACCAUCAUUAGCGGUUUAUAGAAAAAGCUUGGCAUUUAUUCGAAUGAAACGUAAACCAGUGAUGCCAAACAAAAUUUCCAAAUUGGAAUUUUCACGAAGUAUAAGCAUAAGGGAUCUGUGGAUGGAAUCAAAGCAGCAAAAAAGCAAAUAUGUCAGGAAUUCGGUUUGA